AUGCAGAAGAAGCCGACGAUGAUGUUCUUCCCUGGGAGGAAGAGAGUGGUCUUCCGCAAGGGGCCAAGGGGAUUCCUCCAAUGUGACCCAACCCCAGAAGCCCAGCGCAUUAAGGACAACCCCGCCGCACUGAGAGACCAGUCAGCGCCACUGAGGGAGGACCUGGUCCGCCAAAAUGCCCUGGCUGAGGUCCGACGGCGAGGAGGGGAUGCCUCAGACCGUUUGGAGGUGCAGGGGGACUACGUCCUGCAGUUUGGGAGGUACAAGGGCCAGGUGUUCCGAUGGCUGUUGGAGAACGAUGUGGGCUACAUAUUGUACCUCUUCGACAGCCUGACCAAGGAGGAGGAAGCCGGGAUUCAUGGCGGGGAGGGCCAUGGCAAGGUCAACUUGCACACCUUCCUGAGGUACGCUCGGAGCUACCAGGAGAUCGAGGCGCGCCUGGCAUACGAAGCUGCCCAACCCCAAGCUGCCCAACCCCAAGCUGCUGAUGCUGCCCCGCUGUCAGACCACGACCGACUGGUAGGCUUUGGGAAUAGACCAAAGUCCACCUGGGGAGAGGUAUGGGAGAGCAGGGCAGAUGGCUACGCCAGCUUCAUCUUGAGCCAGCAUUGCACCAAAGGGACCAAGAUGGACAAGCUCCAGCAGUACUUGCGGAGGAGGCAGCAAGAGACUGCCACCGCCCCAGUAAUGGAUGAGGACGAGGAGCUGGAGAGGGCAAUGAUGACCAUGUCACCGUCCAAGCUGGAACGUGCAGCGCCAGAAGCAGGACCUGCAUCAGCGCCGUCUGUACCAGUGGAGUCAUCAAAGACAGUUUCAGCUACACUGUCUAGGGCCCCCACUGCUUCCACACUGCAGGCGUCGCCAGUUACAGCACCACCAAGUGUGAGGAGAAAGAAGCCUGUGCCCCUUCCUCCACAGCUGGCGUUCAUGGCGACAUCAGACACUCAGAUGCACGAGGCAGAGCAAGUUCGUUCACCUGCCCCAGUACCUGUUCCGGCUCCAGCCCCGCCACCUGCUCCGGCCCCUCCACCUGCUCCGGCCCCUCCACCUGCUCCGGCUCCUCCACCUGCUCCGGCCCCGCCACCUGCUCCGGCCCCUCCACCUGCUCCGGUGCCUGUACCUGUGCCUGGCCGCGACUAUGACGUCAUGAAUUGGAGCUGCUCCCACCCUCAGAAGACCUGGAUGAGGACGGAACUCCAGAGCCUCGGGCUGUGGCCUGGGUCACGACCCGUGAGGAACCCUGGAAACAUCAUCUCCCUGUGGCGUCAUCCCCCGCAGCCAGAGCUUCUGGACACCGUGGCAGACCUUCCCUCACCUAACUUCUUUCAGCUCCACCCUUUCUUUAUAUGGAAGCCCGAAAGUGACAUCAUGGCCCGCCUGAGGAACAACUACAUCCUGCCCUGUCUCCAUGACUGCCAGCAUCCUCACAUUGUCUCAUCUGGUGUUGGGAGGCCUCGCGUCAUUGUGGGAACCAGCGGCCAGUACUACAUUAUGUCGUCACGACUCUCCUGCAAGGCCUGUCGGAAGGUCUGGUUUGCUGACAACCCCCGGUGGAUCGAGAAGCUGCCGAAGCGGUUCACCCACCUCUUGCCCGCUUUCAUCACCUACAAGAAAGCCAUCUGCAAGUCUGUAUUGGAUGAGCUCAGGCGCGGCAGCAGGUCCCCCACCGACAUGGCCAACCAGGUCAACGAGCUGAUGCACCUGAAGUACGAGCGGGCUCACCUGGCAUAUCUUCUGGCCAUCAACAACGUCCGGGAUGGCGAGACUGGGCUCUACGGGCAGAGGACCAUCGGCCAAUACCUCACGAGAGAGAGGGCGGCCCCGCGUGACUUCGGCCGGUACGAGGACGCAGAUGGGUGGUGUGGCGUCUCCGUGUCGGCGUUCUACCUCACCGACUGCCUGCUGGACGAGUACCGGCGUCAAGCGCCCAGCAUCUCCUCCCUGCUCCAGGGAACGUUUGGCCGCGUGUUCCGCUCCGACCACACCCGGAAGGUGGCCCGGAAGGUGACGCUCUCGUCUGGUGUGAUGUCCAGCUACGCCGUCAUGAACGAGAACUGGCUCAUCGUUUCCUGGGUCAUGGUCCACUCAGAGACGGAGAAGUCCCUGGAGCCAAUGUACCGUGGGCUGGCCAAGCGGUACGACGACGCUGAGGUGGAGAAGGCCGGCUACCACUGGAUGGACAGGGAUUGCUGUGCUGCGUUCAGGAUCCCGGAAAGCUUCCCUGGUGAGCACCUGGACUGGAGGGCAUGGGAAACCAACCCAGCCGUGGUCGCGGGGGCUGUGUCCGGUCAUCUGGGGAAUGCGUCUGCCUCCCGGACCUGCUACAACCCGGACAUCAGCGUGAGGCUGGAUUUGUUCCAUUGCAUGCGGCGGCUGUGUCGGGAGUGCACCUCAGAGCACCACUCUCUCUACGGCUCCUUCUGCCAGAUGCUUUCCGCGGCGUUCCUGAUCGUGGACCAGGACGACCUCAAGCGCCUUCAGGAGGCCUAUGUGUUCUGCGGGAUACAGCCACCCAAUCCCACAAAGCAGCACAUCAGGGAGCACUGCAGAACCAAAGUCCCCGGCCCCAUGGAGCUGCUCGGCAGAGUGGAGAGGGUGAUGAGGCACUACCAUCUGGCCAAAGACCCCAACGACGUCCCGCUCUCAAAGCCCUCCAUGCUGAAGUGCUGGAAGAUCCAGAGGGUCCACGUCUUGCGCGGCUGCCUCAGCGAUCCCGAGCUGGCAGAGGGCAUCAUGUACCGGCACGGCGGAACUCUGCAGCUCAAUCACGUGCCUGGCGAGGGAGCUAGAGUCCCCAUCUGGAUCCCUGUGAGGGGUACGUCGCAGCAGGAGGGGUACCACUUUCACCAGGCGCAGUGGGUCACUGGGACCCAGGUGUCCCCAGAGCUUUUCCAAGCCCAGGGCAUGAUGGGGGUUGCGAGGUGGAACUUUCAGCGGCUGGUGUCUCUGAAGUUGCCUGGCGUCGUCCUCCCUGCCGUGUUCGACCCAGCGCUGAUGGUGGACUUGAAUGCCGCAUCACUGGAGGCAACAGCUGAGGACAAGUACCCCAUCCUUCGCCUGUCUGGCAGAGACACGGGAGAGUGCUUUGGCCUGGAGUACACGGAGCCUGGCUGCCGCCCGGUUCCUCUUGACUGGAACAAGCACAGGAGCCAGCGAGAUGAGCCAGCACCAGAAGCAGCACCUCCAUCCCCAGUUCGUGCGCCGUCACCUGAACCUGCUCCUGCUCCAGCUGCUGUAGAGACACCCUCACGCUUACCUACUCCAGCUCCUCUCCUCCGUCGCCUCAGCAUGUGGCGUCCUCGCACACCACUGCAGCUGCCCUCUCCACCGUAUGGUCUGCCGUCCACUCCGAGGAGCGCCCGCACUGGACCAGUCAAAACAGGUGGACGCGUGUUUGUGCUGGACUUCACCCGCUGGACGCCCCCCAUGAGAGACGCCAUCGACCACCUGCUGCUGAAGCACCGGGGCCAGAAGGACUACCUGCGGCUAGUGGACCAGGAGUACGGCGACAUGGUUCACCGCUCUGCUGCCGACCCCAACAGCUUGUUGCACCCCACCACCAGGCUGCACAUAUCCCGGUAUGUGAAGCACACUGCCAAGCAGCUUAACGCCAGCUCAGCACUGAACACCAGCCAGGAGAGGGUGCUUGAGACACAGCAGCUGUGGCAGUCCCUCACUGAUGGCAGUGCAACAACCACUGUGCCGGUGGUGACACUUGAGCCAGCCGGUCCUCCUCCUCCCCCUCCCCCUCCUCCUCCUCCUACGCCGGCAGCGUUGACACCGGAAGCCCUUGAGCGCCUGGUGAAGGGCAUUGUGGAGCAACAGCAGCAGCAGCAGAGGAAGAAGCAGAUCAAGACCUGUCUUGCUUGUGGACAGCCCAAGUCGCGCUACAGUACUGGUGGAUCCUCAGUCCACUACUACUACCAGAUGGGCCAAGACAGGUACUUUUACUGCUCCAAAAAGGUCCACGACACGUACGCUGCUGAGGGUCUGUCUGACACUGCCAUGUCUUUUGAAGACUUUUCAAAGACGGACUUCUUUCCGAGGGAGCUGGCAGCUGUGAAGCAGCGUGCAGCGGACAAAGCGGACAAGCAGAGGAAGAGGCAAGCGCCUCAGCCAGAGCCAGUGGGGAGGCUCUGCAGGUUUUGCCGCUUGCCCAUCAAGCAGGGACCAAACAGCCCACACAUACACACCAGCUUCCCAGGUGUGCCAGGCAACUACAUAUACUGUCCAGCCAAAGUCCUGAACAUUUACAAGGACAGGGGCAUGCAGACUGAAAUGACCUGGCUUGAGUUCAAGGACUCUCCUUUUUAUGAUACGGAGAGAAAGCGAUGGGUGGAGGAGAGGAAGAAAUGA
Engraulis encrasicolus (European anchovy) is the source of this 4356-nucleotide messenger RNA. RefSeq lists its product as uncharacterized. NCBI's taxonomy places the organism in Eukaryota, Metazoa, Chordata, Actinopteri, Clupeiformes, Engraulidae. Bases 1 to 4356 code for a protein of 1451 amino acids. The record is from RefSeq and is a predicted model, not a curated record. The transcript is spliced from 9 exons.